Mya arenaria is the source of this 2140-nucleotide messenger RNA. Its product is annotated as copper homeostasis protein cutC homolog. The transcript has 8 exons. Gene Ontology annotation, molecular function: copper ion binding. The record is from RefSeq and is a predicted model, not a curated record. NCBI's taxonomy places the organism in Eukaryota, Metazoa, Mollusca, Bivalvia, Myida, Myidae. The coding region runs from base 23 to 766 and encodes 247 amino acids.
UUUGACAGAUUUUUUUAGAGUCAUGGAAGUUUGUGUUGAUUCUGUACAAUCUGCAAUCAAUGCGCAGCGAGGAGGAGCAACCAGGGUUGAGCUUUGUUCAAAUCUAUUUGAGGGAGGAACAACACCAAGCAUUGGUAUUUUAAAGGUGAUGAAGUUGAAGGUCAGCAUUCCAGUGUAUGUGAUGAUCCGUCCCAGGGGCGGAGAUUUCUGCUACUCCGAGGUAGAGUUUACCUGCAUGAGUGAGAAUCUCAGUGAACUAAAGAAGGCAGGAGCAGAUGGAUUUGUGUUUGGCAUCCUUAAUGAAGAUGGAACUGUUAAUGAGAACCUGUGUCGGUUACUAAUAGAGCUUGCAAAGCCACUGCCUUGUACAUUUCACAGAGCUAUUGAUGUAACAAGGGACAUAAACACAGCGCUUGAGACUAUUAUCUCCCUUGGAUUUGGUAGAGUUCUCACAAGCGGAGGAGAGUCGUCUGCUCUUGAAGGCCUGCCAAUAAUUACUGAGAUGGUGAAACAGGCGAGGGGCAGAAUAUCUAUCAUGCCAGGGGGCGGUAUCACAGAGCGUAACCUGCAUCGUAUUCUCGAGGGCAGUGGAGCGAAAGAGUUCCACGGAUCCGCCAGGUCAAGCCAAGAAUCCUGCAUGCUCUACCGAAAACCGGGUGUUCCCAUGGGAGCGGCCUUGACCCCUCCAGAGUUUAAUGUCAAGGUCACCAAUGUUGAAAAGGUCAAUUCAUUCCUGGACAUUGCUAAGAAUGUGUGGAAGAGUUAGCAUACACAUGUAUGCUAUAAUGAAGAAUUCAAUAUAUAUUUAUAUGUCCACUGGUAAUUACGGUAAGGAUGUGCUAUGACAAACACUAUUAGUAUAUUACAAUUUCUGUUUUUUUACUGCCAUUUUGGACCAAAAUUGAAAAAAAAACACAAUUUUUGGAACGCUUUUUUUGCCAUUUUCUGUAACUGCAAUCGGUCCGGCAAAGUCAAAAUUGGUCCAGAUCGGCAAAUUGUCAGUUUUUAGAAGCCCUGAUAUAUAUAAAUAUAUAUUUGAGUCAUGAUAAGCUUCUUUGUGAUUGGUCAAGAACAUAUGAUAUCUUAACUUAAAGCCUAAAUAAGAAAACUUUGUCUCAGGAGACUUUAAUUAUAUAUGUGGCUUAUACAAAUAUUUUAAUCACUACAAAAGACUUAAAUUGUCUCAUUUAGACCUUAUAUAAACCAUUUUAUCAUCAAUUUUAUGAAUAGUAACUUGUACAUGUAUUUUACUUAUUCACUUUAAGUUUUCUUAGUUCUAUAUUAAAUACAAAGAAAUAAGGAAGUAUUUGAAUAACAUAAGGAAAAUGAAUGUAUGUGAAAGUAGGAAUGCAUGUCCUUCAUGCAUUGUUAUGAAUUCAAAACAUCCUGUUAUACAGUAGUAAUUGCCAUAUCUGAUUUCAUGAACAAUUUUGUCUUUUUUUGAUGUUGAUAAUAUAUAUUCAUGCUCUUAUGGCAUGUUAAUAAUUUAUAAAUAUUAUAUGUAUAUUUGAUCUUUACAUGCAUACUAUUACUGGCUCAUUCUAUGUAAAUUUUGUAUUUUGAGUGAUGGCGGCUGUGCACUAUUUUGCAAACAAAGUGCAAUAAUAGACAUACAUUUCUUUGAACUCGAACUCUUGUUGUUUUUUAUACCUUACCUUAAUGGCUAGUUGCAUUUUGACAAAAUUUUACCAAAUUGCGCACUUUUGGUUAAAUUAUAAAAAUUUGCCAGUUGACACUUUCAUAUCCAUGGUAAGAUUGAUAAAAGCUCAGGACCCACCUAAAUUUCGUCCAAAAUGGCCGCCAAAAGCCAAGAUGGCCGCCAUCACACUUAAAUUUAUAAAGAGGAACUGUCAUCAAUGAAUAAGUUGUUUUCAGUGUAAGAUCACAAUAUAUUUCGCCCCAUGGACACCAUAAGUAUGAAACAAACGAGAAUAGGUGCAGUUAAAAUGUUUUCAGACAGGAUGACUUUUUUUUGGAAAUACACCCAUAUCUUGAUCACUGCCUUAAGUUACUGCAACAUAAAAUUGCUUAGUGAAUAAGUGCAGUUAAAAUGUUUUCUAGCAGGAUGACUUUUUUUCGAAAGACGUCGAUAUUUUUAUAAUUUGCCUUAAAUUUCUGCAACAUGAUAUCGCUUUUUGAA